AUGACGUUGAACAUCGCUUAUCAACCGACUGCCGAGGUGACUGACCUCAAGGCCUUGUACGUUGGUCGUAUGUUGCAAGAUGUUGACGGUCCCAAACCAGUUAUCGACCGUGAGGUGGCACGCCGGAACUGCCAGAUGAUGCUUGAUGCGGCCCUCGCUUUGGACGUGGACUUUAGGGCGCAUGUCAAGACACAUAAGACAACCGAACUCACCCGCUUCCAAGUUGGUGAGAAAUCAGAUACGGUACGGCUGGUGGCAUCCACCUUGGUAGAAGCUGAGCAGCUGGUUCCGUUCAUGAAAGAAUGUCAAACAAAAGGGCGGAAAGUAGAUCCGUCAUGCUUCCCUCGCUUAGCUGAACUGGGCAAGGCCCUCGGCCAUGGAGCAGUGACUUGCCUGGUGGACAGUGUUGAGGUCAUUCCGUUUCUGUCCCGCUAUCAUGCCCUAUGUGGGAAGAGGUUGGGCGUCUUCAUUAAGCUGGAUACCGGCUACGGUCGCGCUGGCGUGACUUACAGCAGUGCCCAAUUCAAUGCUAUUGUCAGUGAACUCUACGCCUUAGAAGGCAAGGAACCGCAUCUUUUCACCCUUCGCGGCUUCUACUCUCACAUGGGGCACAGCUAUGGCUCCAAUAACCCAUCAGAGGCAAUGGACUACCUUCGCGUCGAGAUAGAAGGAUGCAAACUGGCUGCAGAUCGUGCUUCAGCCAUCCCGCCGCCUACCCCUUUUGACGGGGAGACAAACUACUCUCAACGACGCUUCAUUCUCUCCGUCGGCGCAACGCCCAGCACAACCGCAGCACAAAACCUGACGGGACACGGGACCCUUUCUCUUCCAGGAGCAGACAAGGCCAAGGAACUCAUUGACCAGACCAAGCAAACGUAUGACGUUGAACUGCACGCGGGUGCGUACGUGACGUUGGACAUGCAGCAGUUAGCCGCCCGUGCGCGGCCGAACAGCUCACAUCUAUCAUUCGAUGACCUGGCGCUUACUGUUCUUGCGGAAGUGGGAUCAUUGUACAUGCACCGCGAACACCCGGAAGCGCUUGUGGCAUGUGGUUCACUGGCUAUAGGACGGGAACCGUGUCGUAGCUACGAGGGUUGGGGUGUAGUCACACCCUGGCGUGAGCAGCAGCAGCAGCAGCAAGCUAAUGACGCAGCACCAGCAGCGGAUGAAGGAGUCGGCUUUUAUAAUCCAGACGGAGACAAAACGGGAUGGGUGCUGGAUCGUGUAAGCCAGGAGCACGGAAUUUUGCGCUGGCAUGGAUCACGACAGAACAUGCGGCCUUUGCGAAUUGGUGAGAAACUGCGCAUCUGGCCGAAUCAUUGUUGCAUUUGCCUUGCAGGGUUCACUUAUGUGCUUGUUGUUGAUUCGACAGCCCAGGGAAGCGAGAAGGAUCGCAUAGUUGAUGUUUGGCAGAGCUGGAGAGGGUGGUAG
Trichophyton benhamiae CBS 112371 is the source of this 1431-nucleotide messenger RNA. RefSeq lists its product as uncharacterized. The transcript is spliced from 3 exons. Gene Ontology annotation, molecular function: D-serine ammonia-lyase activity. Gene Ontology annotation, biological process: D-serine catabolic process. The record is from RefSeq and is a predicted model, not a curated record. Bases 1 to 1431 code for a protein of 476 amino acids. Lineage: Eukaryota; Fungi; Ascomycota; Eurotiomycetes; Onygenales; Arthrodermataceae.